CAACAUGUCUGCAGUGAGAUUGGAAAGUCCAGAUGCCUGUGAACGUGUUGGUAUGGAAUCGUUCGGAUUAUCUGGUGAAGAAAAUACAACGCCAGACUCGAAGGAAAGUCCUCCUCGAUACACUAUUCAAGGUGUAUUGCAGUUUCUGCAGACCGAAUGGACGCGUUUAGAAAUGCAACGUUCUCAAUGGGAGGUGGAGCGGGCCGAACUGCAGGCACGAAUAGCAUUCCUUCAAGGCGAACGUCGGGGUCAAGAAAACCUGAAGCAAGACUUGGUGCGACGCAUCAAAAUGCUAGAAUAUGGUCUGAAGCAGGAACGGGUCAAAUUUCAUCAAUACAAAGCAUCGAUUGCUGCGGGAAGUUCUCUGCACUCUGCGCGACAACCUGAGAGUCAGGACUACAAUAAUCCGAUGCCAAAUACUAAGAGUGAACCAACCACUACGGAAUCUGUACUUGAACCUAGAGAAAAACUGGCCCAGUGUACAGAACAAACCUUGGAAAGCAGUGUAAAAUGGCGAGAAAGCCGAUUGCGUCUUAAGCAGUUUCUUCAAGAAGUUGGUUAUGCGGAUGCUGUAAUUAGUGUACGCGAAGCGCGUGUUCGUCAGUUAUUGCUAUCUGCUGCCGGUUGGCCAAAUGAACCUGACUCCCUUAUGGUUCUGGAUCCAAAGAUUAAGCAAAGUAUGCCGCCUUAUGAUAAAUUUAAAUCAAAAGCAGGGGAUAAUUCUGGACUUCAAGAUGAACAAGCAAAGAAUGCUCUUGCUGAAAUAGAAGAGGCGGUACGUUCAGCUCAAGAUUACCUCACGCCUGGCGAUAUAGGUUCUGGUAUUAGUAGUGAGUUGAGUGAUCAAUCUGCAGAGCCAGAUACAACUGGCAAUUCACUAGGAUGUGCAGAUAAUUCCGACUCUUUUGACAAUACAGGUUGGGUGAACAGGUUUCGUCGAACAAACGAUGCAUCUAAGCGCAGGCCACAAGACCAGUCAAGUUACGCUUCGGGAGAUGAGCAAAAUUCUAAAAACAUCAGUUCAAGUACCACAGUAUCAUCGUUUCUGAACAGUUUUGGAGAGAUCGGGAGUGCUGGACUGUCAAAGCGAUUUGGCCGUAAACAUGCGGCUGAUACAAAUAUUCUGGAUUUAAUAAAUGCGCUCUCGGAAAACGCUGAUGAUAAUGAUAACUUUUUAUCAGACUCUGCAUCUGACAUCAAUUCAACCGCUGCAGUUUGUCCCGGAGGUCCCCAAACUUCUAUUCCAAACAGUCAUAAGUCAUCGAAUUCUUUAUAUAAUGCGUCUCCUUGUUGGCAAACGGAUAUGCUAGAUACAACUGUCACGGAUACAACUGGUCAGCUUGGAUCAAAGAGUCGUUUGGAAUCUGGAAAAGAACCCGACCCAACAGAUACUCUUGGACUUGGAGAUUUGGCCGGUUUGACGGUAGCUAAUGAAGCUAGUUUGUUUUUAAAUGGUGAUAUUUAUGAUUCAAAUUUGCCUCAGAAGACCAAUUAUGAUUCAUCAGUACUGUCUGUUUCUGCUGGAAAUGAUGAUGCUCAUGUAGAUGUAGGAGGGAAUAUAUCAUCAUCAUCAUCAUCAACAUUCUCCUCUAGUCGUCGGUCAUGGACGCCAAGAUAUACACUACGUGGUCAUUUCGAUGGAAUCAGAAGUGUCGUAUUUCAUCCGACUGAGAGAGCUGUUUAUACUGCUGGCGAAGAUGGGUGUGUAAUGCUAUGGAAUUUAUUGAAAACUCCUGGUCCUUCUGGAACGUCAUCUGUGCUGCUUGAUCAAAUAUCAAACUUUGUAGAAUACCAAACAACUUAUCUUUUACUCUGUUUUUAUGCAUCUCUUUCUAUAGGCUGUUACAUUGGGAAGGGCAGUGUCAACUCUCAUUUAGGUUCAGUAGAUGAAUUAUCACCUGUUCAUGUUUAUUGUGGUCAUGAGGGUCCAGUUCUGUGUCUUACUACACCGAGUCCAUUGCUUUCUUCAACCAUGAGUACAGCUGUGUUUUCAGGUGGCCUAGAUGGAACCAUUCGGUCAUGGCGUCUACCAUUUGGAUCGAGUGAUUUUGGACUAAAAGACAUUUUUGCACCUCAUGAACUGGAAACAGUAACUGGUCCGGUGUUUGAAAAUUCAACAUCUCCUGUGUGGUCAAUCGCUUUACAUCCAUCUAGUCCCCUCUUACUUGCCGCUCAUGCAAAUGGUUCCCUUGACUUUUGGUCAACUGUGGAACCAUUUGAGGGCAGUUCGUCAGGUGCUCCAGUCCUUUCUGUUCACCUCGAUCGUAUUAUAAAACCUGCAAGCAGUGAACCUGAAUUUGGUCGCCUAACGUGCCUUCAUUUCUUGGUCAAUCGUCCAGAUUCCUUAAAUGCUUCUCAGUGUGUUGUCGGGACGAGUACCGGAUGGUUAGCUCUCAUAGACGUUCAAACUGGUCAAGUGGUUAAUCAAAUUGUCCCAGCCCCUCCUCUAGCCUGCCUCAGUGAUGACCAGCCCCCAAACAUGGCAAACAUACCGGUAUCAGAUGAGUACAGUAUGCCUCCUGGUUGGACAGAACGUGCACUAAAUGCCUUGGGUUCACAUAAGACGCUAUCUCUUGUUAUUGGUGCUCAUGAAGACCGAUGCAUUCGUUUUUACGACAUAAAUCGUAUGUCUGAUCGUUCAUCAGUCACAAACACAGCAUGUGUGGAUGCAAUGGUUACUCACUUGAAUGCAGUUACAAGCCUUGCCGUAGAUCCUCAUGGUUUAUAUUUAUUAACUGGAAGUCAUGAUGCUUCUAUCCGAGUUUGGGAUGUUGAAAGUCGUACGUGCAUUCAAGAAAUCACUAAUCAUGGUUUCAAGUAUGAUGAAUCAGUUCACUCAGUAGCUUUACAUCCUCAACUCCCUAUGGCAGCGAGUGCUGGAGCAGAUGCUGUCUGCAAGAUUUAUAUGAACUCCACAUGA
Heterobilharzia americana is the source of this 2920-nucleotide messenger RNA. NCBI's taxonomy places the organism in Eukaryota, Metazoa, Platyhelminthes, Trematoda, Strigeidida, Schistosomatidae. The record is from the annotation of a GenBank genome assembly.